CCAAGUCAAAGAUCCUCCCGUUCCCAACCCGAUGCAGCACCUGCUUCUGUGGGCGGUCAUGAUGAACCGGCGAAAACUGGCGCGGCUCUUCUGGAGGAUGGGCAAGGACCAUGUCGCUUCUGCCUUGACGGCCAGCAAGGUUCUGAAGUCCUUGGCCAAGUUUGCUGAUUCUAAGGGGAAGCUAGAUCUCAGUCUGGAUCUCAACAACCAUGCCGAUGAGUUUGAAAGGCUUGCCUGUGGGGUUAUCAGCGAAUGUUACAGAUUGGACAAGACAUCACAGGAUCUGCUGAUCCGUCGUCAGGAAAACUGGGGCAACACGACCUGCUUGGCGAUCGCCUACUCGAGUCGACACGUCAAGUUCAUGAGUUUGGACGCCUGGCAGUCAAAACUCAACAAGGUCUGGAUGGGCAAGAUGGCGCCCUAUACAACCUGGUGGAGGGUUCUCUCGUCGAUGUUCCUGCCCUUCAUGAUGUUCCUGCCCAUCUUCACCAUCAAGUUUGAGGUCCAGGUGAAGGAUCGAAAGCAGGAGGACAGUGUGCAGCAGGCAGGCGGCCAAGACAGAUUCUCGAGUGUUUCCUGGCCGUGGCAGCGCAAGGCACAGGGCAUCGGGCCGCUCCAGGCCAUUUCUAACUUCCAUGUGGCUCCAAUUACCAAGUUCAUGUACACUUACGUGUUCUACAUGGCAUACAUGGUGAUCUUCAGCAUCUUCAUCCUGACGGACCUGCAUCCUCUGGAGGAGAAUCCCAUCAGCAUCCUGGAGUACCUGACGAUCGCCCGGCUGACCAGUUUGCUGUUUGAGGAAAUCAGACAGAUCUGUGUGGAACACCCAAAAUCGCGCUGGCACAAAGUCAAGAUCUGGUUUGGCAGCUUCUGGAACAAGAUGGACUGUGUUCUCCACCUGAUGUUCCUGCUGUCGCUAGUGCUGCGCUUGACGGUGGCGGCCGGGCCGGGGUUCGAAUAUGUGCGAGGCAUAUACUGUAUCACCCUGGGGUCCUCAUUCUUAAGGAUGGCACAGCUGUUCCUGGUGCACGCGAAAAUUGGACCCAAAGUCAUCAUGAUCCAGAAAAUGUUGGUGGACCUGGGUAUCUUCCUGGGCAUCAUGCUGUUGUUCAUCUUUGCGUACGGCGUGAUGCGGCACGCGCUACUUUACCCCAACAGCCCGCUGGGGUGGCCACUCCUCAGGGACGUCUUCCUCAUCCCCUACUGGCAGGUCUACGGAGAGCUUUUUAUUGACAAUGCGGACGGGACGAUUCUAGGCUCUCCGUUGGUCACUGUUCUUCAGGCUCUGUAUAUGCUGCUGACGAAUGUGCUUAUAUUGAAUCUGCUGAUUGCCAUGUUCAGCUACACCUUCCAGAAGAUUCAGGACAACUCGGAGCAGGUCUGGCGCUUUAACCGCAACGAAUAUAUCCUUGAGUUUCACGACCGACCUUGGGGCCCUCCACCCUUCAUCAUCCUGGGCCUCGCCUGGAGGUUCGGGCGCUGGCUCUGGCUCAGGCAUAAACACAAAGAGGACUUCAACGACUUCAAUCGUAAGUUCUCAGAAGAGUACGUCGGCAGACUGCAGUUGGUCGAGAGAGCUGCAGCAACAAACUACUUCACGAAAAACCCGCACCUUGAGAAUGAAGAAAUCCAGGAUACCACCAACAGCGAAAGACCUGACUCUGCGACUACCUGCAUCACCGACGCCGUCACUGACCUUCAGCACCGCAUGUCUAAACUUGAAGAUCACUUGGGUUCAAUUAAGGACCUGCUGGAACAGCGGCUGCCUAAAACAUAAAGAAGGGAAACAAUAUACAUGUAAUUGUAAAAAAAAGUUAGACGCUAUUUCCGGUCAGUCCUACGACACUUUCAAAAAUUGAAAUUAGGGGGCCCAAACCCACUUCUUAAUCAUCACAAGAUAUCUGCCAAAAAAUCAAGACCACAGCAUGUCCAGAUACAUAGCAUGUUAAGAGAUACGAAAGAUACAUACGUUCUGCUGCAGUACCAAGGUCACACGCCAGGGGCCCAAAUUUGACUCCACCGAUUAAAAAGUUAUGCUGAUACUUAUUAUCCGGAAACAUAGACAGUACACACACAUACGCACACCAGAAGCUAAACCUCCACUUUUCAUGUAGGUAAUGACCUUUGGUAUUUGAUUACCUUCACCAAGAAGGUUAUAUUUUCGGUUGAGACAUGAUGUUGUGUGAUGAUAUGUAGGUCAACAGCAUAUAACUAGAGAAGCUGUGGAUGGACUUUCAUGAUACUUGGUAUUUGAGUGUUGCAGAAACAAAGGUCGAAUUCGAAAAUGGUUGGCGGAGCACUUUCCGUCGGCAGUGCAGCGGGCCGAGUACAUGUGUGCGUUUGUUUGCGGACAGCAUAACUCGAGGAGUUGCGGAUGCAUAUGGUUUUGCAUGAUAUUGGUUGGAUAGGUAGGGGUUGUGAAAACGAAGGCCAAGUUCGAUAAUGGUACUGCAGCGGAGUUUCGAAGUUGGAGGUAAAAUGUUCAGGUUCAUGAUUUUUAGUAGUGUACGAAUACGUUUUUGGGUAGUCGUGUAAUUUUGGGCCCCUAGCGGCUUUUUAACUGCAGGAGCCGAUGUUGUUUUAGACUUUAGAAGGGAAAAACUAAAAAAAAGAUGGACGGAUUGUCAUGAUAGUUGGUGUGUUGUGUUGGUGUGUUGAUAGUUUGUGUGAUAAUUUAUAUCGUCAAGUGACAAUUACGGUAAUCUGUACCAAAUUUACAUAAUUGAUGAAGCAAGCUGAGAAAUCUCAUGCAUUACAUGAUGAGACCUGAUUUGGGGGACAGUAGAUGUAGAUUAUUUUGGUUGGUCUAAUAUAAGUUCGUCAGAAAAACAAAUGUCAUGCAGUGGGCGUGCUGUUUAUUUUUCCAAGAAAUUAAGAAGGGGUUAUGUUUUUAGUCUCCAAGCAGACGUGUCAGCUACCGUAGAUGAAAAAAAGAGAUGAAUUUGGCCAAAUAAGUUGCCAUGGGAUUUCAGUCAGUCAUCUACAGUCUAUCCAGCACAGGCCGGUCAGUUCACUCCUAGGCCAGUUUACCCAUACUAGGCUUUUAUUCCUAACUUUGCCAAAGCCCCCUAUCAUCAUAAAAUGGAAUAAAAUAAAUAAUUUAUUAUUCGCCCAGGCCUGAGUCAGGCAGAGACUACAUGAUUUUGACGAAGCACUAUGAAAGUUGCGCUGGACAGUAUCACAACAGUGUACAUAAUUUUAUUGUUACCUUCGUCAAGAAGUUUAAGAUGUUUUUGCUAGCGUUCGUCGGUUUUUGGGGAACACAGGUCCAUGCAGUCGUUUGCUAUUGGAGUAGGUACUCUUUAGCAAUUAUAUACAUGAAUAAGAGUUAAAAUCUUGAAUAAAGGCAUGGUUAUUUGGCGACGGGAUGUGUUCACUCGCUCACUCACUAUCCGUUGUUGGAUGAACUGAAAGUCUGUGUAAUAGAAAAAGAGUUUGAAUUGUUCUUCAUGGGGAUCAUGUAUACCAGUUCAGCUUUAAUAUCAGUUACUACAUAAGAGGGACGUGUACCUAAAAUUAGCAAAUUGCUACAUUAUGAUAUUGUUUGUCUUAUAGCACAUGGCUUCAACGAAGUGGUGAUAAGAAACAUUUAAAUUUUCUAUCAUUUUGUACAAUACUUAUAACCAUCUGAACUAAGCUGGUAUGCUUCAACUAACAUCAUCUACAGUUUGUCAUAACAAAUUUUGGCAAUAUUGCGAGCUCGCCGGAGUGAGUGAGUUCCCACUUUUUGUGAUUUAUUUGGCCUAUCUUAGCUUACAAGGAAACAAUUAAAAGUAGUACAUUAUCAUCAAUGUUAUCUAAAUCAAUAUAUUAUCAUAAGUACUAAUAUUAUUUUAAGUACUGAUACCAUGAAUAUCAAAUAUUCUUCUGGCAUAUUGCUUUAUCGCACAAGCUUUGUACAACAAUCUACACUACUACUUUGUGUAGUAAAGUUUAAAUAGAGUCACUAAAUAGAAAGCAUAUAAAUGUUGGGUAUGACAGCUUAUUUAUAUAUACGAGCAUACAGGCUACAAUUCUUCAGAAAAAAAGAUUCUGACUUUGUGUUCAUAAGAAAGGUUAUCUAAGCUCAGUGACCUGGUGCAAAAGGUUAAUUGAAAGAUGUUUUCAUACAUCAUUUUGGCAUUCUAAUUAAUGAUACUUACAUAAUAUUACACGUAUUAACUAUCUUUCAUGUGUUCCAUAAAUAUCAACUUUUUUUCAUAUUUGGUUUUUCUCUCAAUCAAUAAAAUAACCUGUUCUGCUCUUAAAUGUCUGACUGUUGUGUACUUAAUACAUUUUGUCCACAAUUCACCCUUCCCAUAAAUUAUGAGUUAUGUAAAAUAAUAAAUACUAUAUAUUAUGAGUAUAAAAACCAUCUUGCCAAAGUAUAUAGUCUGUACUAUCACUACAAUGGUGUACUGCUCUUCCCAUGGUUAAGUAGGUCUAGCAUCCUCAAAAUUACCAGGUAGUUGGUGGCUUAUUCACGGGCUAUCGACUAAUUUUGAAACACAGUUGGCACUUUUGUUAAUGACAGUGAUCAUAAGAAUCUUAAGAAUAAAGGCCAUAUCCUGAUCAUGAGUUACGACAUAAUUGAAUCCAGCAGUACAAUCCAUUCUCAACAGUAUGCAUAACCAUUGGAACAUUAAAUAUAAUUAUGCAUAAACCCAGAACCUUAUGAAGGUAUUUUUAUGAAAGCAAAUGUCUUUUAAUAUUAAUCCCCCCAGUAGCUUCCUUUAAAACUGAAUCUUCCUCUACAGUUCAAUUCAAAAAAUGUAAAUCAUACCUCAACUUAGAUAUCGUUUCGUACUUGAGCCUGUGAGCAACAUUGUCAUGACAGAAAAAAAUAUAAACAGCAUUUCUAGACAUAGUCUUUAGAAGUUGAUGCAAUGUACAAUGGCAGGACAAAAAAGACAUAAAGACACCACUCUUCUCC
Messenger RNA from Branchiostoma floridae (Florida lancelet), 4912 nucleotides. RefSeq names its product transient receptor potential cation channel subfamily M member-like 2. Gene Ontology annotation, cellular component: membrane. Gene Ontology annotation, biological process: calcium ion transmembrane transport. Bases 32 to 1777 code for a protein of 581 amino acids. NCBI's taxonomy places the organism in Eukaryota, Metazoa, Chordata, Leptocardii, Amphioxiformes, Branchiostomatidae. The transcript has 12 exons. The record is from RefSeq and is a predicted model, not a curated record. Gene Ontology annotation, molecular function: ligand-gated calcium channel activity.